Blepharisma stoltei is the source of this 831-nucleotide messenger RNA. The record is from the annotation of a GenBank genome assembly. NCBI's taxonomy places the organism in Eukaryota, Ciliophora, Heterotrichea, Heterotrichida, Blepharismidae.
AUGGAAGGAAAUUUAUUGAGUGGAGAGCAUCUCUAUAACAUUAAAAGACAAAGUGGGAAAACCCAGAUAUGAAGGUACGAUAUAAAGACUUUUGAGAUUAAGCGAUGAUAUCUUUGAACUCGUGAACCGCUUAGCAGAACAACAUGCAUAAUUGAGCUUCCAAACGGUGAACUUUUUUGUUAUGGCAACGAUGACCCUCGAACAGGAAUUUCAUACAUUAUUGAUCUAAAAACAAUGACAGUAAAAAGAAGAGUUUUUGAUGGAGUUCCUUGCUGCAAUGCAGGAGGCCUUUACUUCCAGAAUUCAGUUUUCUUCCUGAGAUCUAUUUAUGGGAAACACCCAUGUACACGCAUGGAUAAGUAUGAUAUAAUUGAAGAUAGAUGGAAAUGUUGUUUUGCUUUCUACAAUGCAAUGCUUAAUUUGUGCUCCUGUACCGUCUUCAAAAACUCUAUCUUAUUUUGUGCAUUAAAUUGAAAAAUCAUCUAUCAAUUUGACAUAAAUAUUAAUAGCUGCUCCGAAAUAUUGUUUAUCGAUGAUUCAGUUAACCAAUUUAAAAUUUUAUUUGCUGGAAAUUCAAGAGCUUAUAUAGCUGUAAAACAAACUGGUAUUUUUGAGAGCGAUUUGGAGAAUCAAUUUGCAUGGCAAAACGUAGGGAAAUUUAAUUGCGAUUUUCAUAUGAAUUAUUGCCUAUUUAAAAAAUUAUUAGGGGACUUUUACUUUCUGAGUUUUUUCGAUUAUUUGGGAUUUAGUUGCUAUAGGUUUGAUUUGAAGACAAAAAAAAUGAACAAGCUUAAGCUAAAAUAUGUUUCAUCAAAAAGUAUUAUUAACUAA